ACUACCAAGCAUUCAACUUAAAGAUCAAUACAUACAGCUCACAAAAGAAAAAAGAAAGAAAACAAUGGCAGACGACAGAGCUGGGGCCGAGAUCGUGUACGGUGCUGAAGAAUGUCAUCGCCAUUCCAUUGAUCUCCUUGAAGAACUCGGUUUCCCAAAAGGCGUUCUCCCACUCAAAGAUCUUGUGGAGUGUGGGAGAGUUCGUAAAACCGGUUUUGUUUGGAUGAAGCAGAAGGGUCCAUAUGAACACUUUUUUGAGGAGACUAAUACACGUGUUAGCUAUGCAACUGAAGUGACGGCCUAUAUUGAAAAAUAUAAGAUGAAGAAAAUGACCGGAGUUAAAAGCAAACAAUUGUUGAUGUGGGUGCCUAUUGUUGAGAUGAGUAUGGAAGAUGAAAAAAGUUCCAAGAUUUACUUCAAGAUACCGGUUGGAGUUGGUAAGUCCUUUGCGGUGACUGCAUUUAUGACCGACGAAGAAAAAAAGAAAUAUCUUCUUGAGCAUUCAAAGUAAACGAGGUUUAAGUUAUAUUAUCAUCAGUGUCUUCUUAUAUUAUAAUUUUAUGUAAGCUGACAUCUUUAUUAUAUUUGAGAAUCAUACAUAUAUACGAAACUUUAUAUUAUGCAAUUCAAUAAAAAGUACACAGUUAGCUGGUUCGGUGAAUCAAUA
Molecule: messenger RNA, 667 nt
Organism: Lactuca sativa (garden lettuce)
Lineage: Eukaryota; Viridiplantae; Streptophyta; Magnoliopsida; Asterales; Asteraceae
Source: RefSeq, a predicted model, not a curated record